Puccinia triticina is the source of this 801-nucleotide messenger RNA. RefSeq lists its product as uncharacterized. Bases 1 to 801 code for a protein of 266 amino acids. The transcript has 5 exons. The record is from RefSeq and is a predicted model, not a curated record. Lineage: Eukaryota; Fungi; Basidiomycota; Pucciniomycetes; Pucciniales; Pucciniaceae. Gene Ontology annotation, molecular function: protein binding.
AUGGCCUGGGCCAGAGGGAAACAUGUCGUGGUUGGGGCCGCCACGCCCACCUCCAUCUGUAUUGCCGAGAUCCUUGACUCAUCAAUCAAUAAAAAUAACAAAACCCUCUUUGUUAACAUUGGUCUAGCUAACGGCAUCCUCCUCCGCACCGUGCUUGACUCUGUCAACGCCCAGCUCACCGAAACGCGCACCCAUAUCAUUGUGCUCUCAUCCCGCACCUGGCUGAACUACACCUUCCAGAACCUGCUGAAUUUUGGCCCGCUGAUCUACGACGCGCUGGACAACGUGCACAGCUUCAGUGCCGAGCUGUGUCCGGAAGGCCUCAUCAGCAUUGACCCCAUGCCCCUCGCGUACACCCCGCGCAAAAUUCUGCUCGACCCAGCCACCAAACACGACAUCACUGUUGAGUCCGAGCACCGCACCAUGGCCCCCGACGUCCAGGUUGCCCGGUUCUCCCUCCAGAAGGCGCACAAAACAGUUUACAAUAUUUUCGACGAUCCCAUUCUUGCCGCUUUCUCACGCACGCAAUGGUCAUUGCCGUCCUGCGCGCCCGGGGAGGAGAGCCGACGCCAGUCGAGCUUGUUGCGACCCGCAUGCGCAUCCUUAUUGGCCCCCGGGGCCCGCUCAAGUAUCUCCAGCGCAUUGGCCUUUGUCGUCAAGGCCGGCCUCCUGGGCCUCCGCCUUGGCGCAUCAGCCGCCGCGCGCGUCCUUCUUGCCCUCCCUGGCGUGCUAGCCAGCGUGCUGGACGUCUUGGCAUCCGCCUUUGUUGCCGUCGCUGCCCUCUGGAUUGUCAACCGUUGA